UUCAGUCAAAUUUAUCCCAUUGUUGCACGAAAACAGUUUUUUAGGGGAAGGCAAGGGUCCACUAUGGAUCCUGCAUUAUCUAAAGCAGAGUUGGGAGAGACAAAAUAUCCAAAGCGAGGCAAGUCAUAUGAUCUUAACCACACUUCUGACGGUCAGACUGCUCAAGUCUCGAGUCAAAAAGCAGAGAUAGAGAAAACAUGGAAUAAAUUUGUCGAGUCGUCCACUCUUCAUGGUUUGCUUCACGUCUUCUCCAGCUCAACCAGAACGCGUCGCUUUCUAUGGGCUGUGCUUCUCUUGCUAGCAAUGAUGUGGUUUUCAUUUCAGUCCUUCAAGUUGCUUGAGAAGUAUUACAGCUACCAGGUCACGACAAAAGUCAGUUUGAAAUACGACCCUAUGCCGACUUUUCCAGCGGUGACUAUCUGCAACUUCAACGUGUUCAAAAGGUCUGUGGUUAGAACGUCAGCGUAUGAAGAAAUUUUGCCCCUACUUCAUGCAUCCUUUGUUGAAAAAAUGGGCUUGCCCGAUUUCAAUGAUAGCAUUGACUUAAACAAAUAUCAUGACUUGAACCUCACACAGUUUUACAUCGAUGCGGGACACCAAAGCUAUGAUACUGUUGGAUAUUGCAUUUGGAACGGAAAACCGACCUGCGAUCACAGGAAUUUCACGUCCGUGUUGACAUCAAUGGGACUUUGCCACACUUUCAACUCAGGAAGAGAUGGUCAACGUCUACUGCGAGUAAGGCAGGCAGGUUCCAAUCGUGGAUUACACUUGAUAUUGAACGUUAAACAAGAGGAAUAUUACGGGACGACAUCGUAUGUUGCCGGCCUCAAAGUUCUCAUUCAUGAUCAGCAGACUCUGCCACUGGUCUCUCAGCUUGGCUUUGCUGUGAGUCCUGGUACGAGUACGUUUGCGGCGUUAAAAAAACUACGGACACUCAAUCUUCCAAAACCUUAUGAGGGAAACUGCCAUGACAAAGAGAUUACUAGCAUACCUGGCUAUAACAAGUACACGAUUCCUUCUUGCCAAGAGAUUUGUGUGACCAACUUUGUAAUAAACAAGUGUGGAUGCAGGGACGCUUUGAUGCCGGAAAUGAACAACACCAGAGUGUGUGGAUUGAGUGAAAUCAAGAACUGCCUUGUGAAAGAGAUGAGCAACUUUUAUAGUAGAAUAGAUGACCAGUGUGAGUGCCCAGUACCUUGUGAAUCCAUCUCUUUCAAUCCCAUAUUGUCAUACGCUACCUUUCCGAGUAAAAAUCUCCUCAAAAGGAUCGUCAAAGAACAUGAUGAAUCCAAUGUUAAACCAGAUGUCAUAAAAAGAGGACAAGAAAUAAUGAGGUAUUCGUAUUGUAGUUUCGAAAGGUGAAGAUUGUGUUGAGCCAUGGAGCGACAGAAAUUUAAAGUGGCUGAGCAAAAGUCAAACAAAAAUUAGCCAGCGUUGACCCUGAAUUUGUUCUAUUUUAUUCCAUUCUGUGAGGUCAUUUUGUUAUUUGCUAUCACACAAAGUUCAGAAUAUAAUUUCUCUCAAUUACUUGUGAUGAGGCAGUUUCGUUGAUAAGUCUCUUGAGGUUGUGUACCUACGGCCACACAUGAAUUUUGUCUUGUUACUAAAGCAAAGGAUUCUCGACCAAUCUAUGGUGGAAAAAAGAUUAACAAAACAA
Molecule: messenger RNA, 1657 nt
Organism: Pocillopora damicornis (cauliflower coral)
Lineage: Eukaryota; Metazoa; Cnidaria; Anthozoa; Scleractinia; Pocilloporidae
Product: acid-sensing ion channel 1C
Biological process (GO): sodium ion transmembrane transport
Cellular component (GO): plasma membrane
Molecular function (GO): ligand-gated sodium channel activity
Source: RefSeq, a predicted model, not a curated record